Manduca sexta (tobacco hornworm) is the source of this 6892-nucleotide messenger RNA. It is a transcript of the gene Adcy8, whose product is annotated as adenylyl cyclase 78C. The transcript is spliced from 30 exons. Gene Ontology annotation, biological process: cAMP biosynthetic process; adenylate cyclase-activating G protein-coupled receptor signaling pathway; intracellular signal transduction. Gene Ontology annotation, molecular function: adenylate cyclase activity. Gene Ontology annotation, cellular component: plasma membrane. NCBI's taxonomy places the organism in Eukaryota, Metazoa, Arthropoda, Insecta, Lepidoptera, Sphingidae. The record is from RefSeq and is a predicted model, not a curated record. Bases 157 to 4302 code for a protein of 1381 amino acids.
AAACAUCGCCAGUGUAGCACCGGCUGCGAAACAUGUCGGACGUGACGACUCCGCGGUAUAGUGCGUUAAGUGAGUUCGUUCUGACCAGUGAAGUGUACGAUGAACAGUUUUAAAAGGAUAAUAUUGUAAUUGAGGGAUCAAAACACCUGAAGAAAAAUGCCGUCCCCUGAUAAUAAGAAACCAGGUUCUAAACGGCUGGAGACCAUGAUAGAACUGCCGUCAGGUGUCACCGAGGAAGACGUCGAGAACUACGCGAAUGGAACCUAUCACAUCGGCGACGCGACGAGUACGAGCGAGCUGGUGCACGCGCGAGCCCCCGUGGGUGACCGACAGCCCGGCGACGGCGCCAGCAGCUCCGCACACGAAGAUGUCUCACAACCAACCGCCUCUACUAACAAUAAUCGAAUAAGUGACGACAGACGAUCGAGUGUGCCUAUAUUCGGUGCCAUUGAGGAUCCAGUGCCUACAGAAGAAUUGUUGCGACCUCCGCGAUACUUCAAAGGAAUUCAUUUGCCUUCAAUCGCCAAUACAUUUAAGGAUGUAAAAGUAGAAUGUUCAUAUCAAGGAUACUCUCGGAGACAGCGGCAAAAAUCCCUCAUAAUGGUCAACAUAGUUGACUUAGUUCUUAAGAUAUGCCUCGCAGGAAUUUAUGUAUACGCAGCAGGGGGUAUAGAUAAGCUGGACAUGUCUAAUCUGGUAUGGACAGCGGCAUUUGCAUUUCUGAAUGUGGGCGUUUGCCUGCUGGGCUGGUGGCGUUGCUUCGCGAACAGCUAUCUGCACUGGGCGGCAGCCGCCACCUGGAUACUGCUCAUAGCUCAAGGUCUAAGCAGCUUGGGCAUAGGAUACGACGAUCCCCAGAACCAGGUGUGGUACAUGCUGUUCAUAGUGUUCGUGCCGUAUGCGAUGCUGCCACUGUCUUUAUUGUGGUGCAUCGUAAUCGGUCUGCUGUCGGGCUUGUCGCAUAUCCUCGCCACAGCCGUCGUCAUCAAAGAAUACACAACACAAAACGCUUUGCCGACAUCGUGUGCGACGCGUAUCCUAGUAGCCAACGCUCUCCUGUACCUGGCAGUAAACUUCGCGGGAAUGUACGCAAAGUCACUCGCCGACUGGAGCCAGAGGAAGGCGUUCCACGAGACGCGAAGAUCCAUGGUUACAAGAAAGAGGACCAAGAGCGAGUGCGACAAACAAAGAGAUCUGUUUCAGAGUGUGAUUCCGUACUUCCUGGCGCGCGAGAUCUAUAUGGACGUGUCAAAGGUAAAUGGUGACUUCCACGAGAAGCAGUUCAACAAUCUCUACAUACACAGGCAACAGGACGUCUCCAUACUUUACGCUGAUAUCAAAGGUUUUACCGAGUUAUCCAGUAAAUGCAGUGCGCAAGAGCUGGUCAAACUGCUCAAUGAACUCUUCGCCAGAUUUGACAAAUUAGCUUCCGAGAAUUUCUGCCUGCGCAUCAAGUUGCUGGGCGACUGUUAUUUCUGCGUGAGCGGCCUGCCCGCGCGGGCGGACCACGCGUUCUGGUGCGUCAACAUGGGCCUGCAUAUGAUCCUCGCCAUUCGCGACGUGCGCUACAACAUGAAGGUGGAUUUACAUAUGCGCAUCGGCAUUCACAGCGGCGCAGUGCUGUACGGCGUGCUCGGCAGGUUGAAGUGGCAGUUUGACCUCUGGUCGAAUGAUGUUACCAUAGCCAACCAUAUGGAGAGCGGCGGAUUACCCGGGCGAGUACAUAUAUCAGCGGCGACAUUAGCAUAUUUAAAUGGAGCAUUUGAGGUGGAACCCGGGGAUGGUGGCUCGCGAGACUCGUACCUCAAGGACCACAACAUCACCACCUACUUCAUCCGAGCCACAGAACAGCCGCGAUGGAUCAAAAGAUUCAGCAGUAGAAGCGGCACCCCAACAAUAUCCCAACACAUUUUGGAAGCGGUGGCCCGGAGACCGAGCAGCAUCAUAGAGAAUGAGCUGGUCAACGAAUGGAUUCCAGAGAUGCCUUUCCAAAAUUAUCUAAGCGAAAACCCGUUUAAAAGGCGAGAGGAUCUGUUCAUGUAUGACCAGGAUAUCGAUGACGGCGCUCCAUUGACAGAAGACAUAGAGGAUGACGACUUAAUAAACUCAAUCGAAGUGGAGAGUAAUCGUCAGAUGCGCAUGAACAACAUGCGCACGGUGCUGCUGCGGUUCCGGCGGCCGUCACUCGAGCAGAGCUUCAGCGAAGAGGACGAAGGCACGUUUAAGUCCAACGUGCUGUGCUGCCUCGUGCUAUGGCUCUUCAUCGUCGCCGUGCAGUCCAUCAUACAUUACAAUUGCACCCGUCUGUUGAUUGUUCUGGCAAUAAUGACGGUGCCGUUAACGCUGUCGUUCUUGUUGGUGAUGCUGGAGGAAUUUAAAGUGCCGCUGCCGCGGCUGGUGCGCUUCUCUACCGCUCUCAGCAGUACACGUAUGCGGCGCAACUUACACAUCUGUUGCUUCGUCACCAUCAUGUCUAUAUCAAGCGUACUGGUACUAAGCUUAUGCGACUUCACGCUUCUACAGACUAACUGCAAUCUGACAUACACAGGAUCCAACAAUAGUAGCACUGUCAACCAAACUUCUAACGAGCUCGGCGAAUGCCGUCGCCCAGAGUACGUAGUGUUCACGUGGGUCCUGUGCCUGGUCGCGCUUACCUCCGUACUCAAGCUCUAUUACUUGAUCAAGACCUUCAUCGCGAUCAUCAAUGUCAUUAUGUAUUGCUGUCUACUACUCAGAUAUUACAAUUACACUUGCUCAUACAACGAAAAAACACAGCUGCCAGCGUACUUGCAAAUGCUGAUUCUGAUGACGAUGUUCCUGCUGGUGGUGAUUUACCAUGGACGAUUGGUAGAAGUGACAUCACGCCUCGACUUCCUCUGGAAGCAGCAGGCGGAAGUUAAUCUGGGAGAGAUGGAGGCCACACAGCGAAUCAAUAAGCACCUGCUGGAACAUAUUCUGCCAGAUCAUGUUGUCACGCACUUUUUGAGCAAGGAUCGACGUCCGGAUGAGUUAUACUCCCAGUGGCGGCCGGAGGUCGGAGUGAUGUUCGCGAGCAUCGCCAACUUCGAUGACUUCUACUCGGAAGAGAAGGGCAGGGAGAGCAUGCAGCUACUUAAUGAAAUCAUUAUUGAUUUCGACAAUUUGCUGAUGAAAGAACGAUUCAAGAGCAUCGACAAGAUUAAGACUAUCCGUGCAACUUACAUGGCCGCUUCUGGAUUGAAUCCAAAAAAUGUGUCAAGUGACGACGACUGCGAUCACCUGUGCGCGCUGGUGGACUACGCGUUCGCAAUGCGCGAAGCACUUGAGGAAAUUAACAAACAUAGCUUUAAUAAAUUUAAACUUAGAGUGGGUAUUAGCUGCGGCCCACUGGUGGGCGGUGUGAUCGGCGCGUUGAAACCCGUGUACGACAUCUGGGGCAACACCGUCAACGAGGCGUCACGCAUGGAAAGCACUGGAGAGAUGGGCAUGAUUCAAGUAACCAAAUAUACCAAACAGUUGUUGGAGCGGCGUGGCUAUGUGGUGGAGUCUUGCGGGAAGGUGCAUGUGAAGGGCAAGGGCAUCAUGGAGACGUGGUGUGUAGUGGACCGACCCGAGGCAGCACAAGCAUUGGCUGCAGCUGCCGCGCCUCAACCGCGGUCGCUCGCCUCCAUCGUCUACACCAUGCUGCAAGUGCGCAAGCGCAUCAACACACACCCACUUGACGCGGCCUCGCAACCUCGUCGUGGUGGCAGUAUGAGGACGGACCGCGCUAGGACAGCGCCGAGCGGUUCGCAACGACACCGACUGCGACGCACGCACACCAGGCUAGAAGAGCACACUGAUAUGUUAGAGCUGGACGUGCUGGGGCGGCCGCACGCGAGCAGUCUGGUGGUGCGGCGCGAAACGCCACGCGUGUGCGCGGCAGUGGCGGCGGCGGGCUCGGUGUCGGCGCCGCACACGCCCACGGGCACCCACGCGUCGCCGCUGGGCCUGCGCGCUUUGCGCAACGCUCACGCACUUGCCACCUCGCCCACCGAUCCCACACGCGUCGAAUCUUCCUCCAUGAUGAGUAAACUUGGAGCAAGGUUGAAAGCAAAUAGUUUUACGUCACGCACGCGACCUCGGGACAGAUCACCGAAAAUCCGCGAGCAGACCAAUGAAGGUUCCGGCACUUCCAUUGCUAAUGGAACUCCAGGGUCAUUCCGCAACCGAUCUGGCACUACCGCCUCCUUCUUCAGGAGUCGGAGCAAAGACAAACGGAGCAGAGACCAGCUGAACACUGACAGCAUGGAAAACGGGGAUGCAGUCACUACCAAAAUGUAGAUAGAGUCACUGCUGUGAGUGAGGCAACCCGGACGGUAGCCCAAGACAUAAGUAAUUGGGCCACAAGGGGAACACUCGAAACCCUUAACACUCUAUUGGCUAGGGAAUGUAAUUAAAAGAAUACACAUACAUAGAAAUUAUAUGAAGGAACGGAUAUGAAAUACUUUUGAGACUUUAUUUUUGUCUCUAGGUAAGUAAAAUAUGGACAAAUAAAAACGUAUGUCAAUGGAACUUUAUAAAUUUGUGCCAUAUUGAGGGGAUUUUUAGAAGUAACAUUUUACAGUUUUUCGAAGUUAGGUAAUUAUUAAUUUCAUUAUUUUAUAGUGAAAUGUUUUUGUAGAUUUCAAAAAAUCCUUGUGUACCUACAUUAUAUUAUGUAAAUCGUAUGUAUUGGUCACGUAAUUAGAUAUUUUAUUUACUAUAAGACACCUAAUUAAUACUAACUAUUUUAAACAAUCUAUAUAUUCUAUAUAUUAUGAUGAUAUAAUAUAUAUACAGCACAAAUUAUGUACAUAGUACUUAAACAAGUGUAAAAAAUACUUAUGUUUUUUUACAAGAGUAUUCAGUGUUGUAAAGUAUGGAUAUAUUUUUCAAAUAGAUAAUAAUGUUUUACAUAAUAUUUUCUAAAAAUGUUAUGCGAAGUUCAUAAACGGAGAGUAGGGAUGUAUUAUGUAUUUAUCAAGUAAACCGAUGCAUUAUAUUUUGACACAUAUGUCAAACCAACACAAGACAUGGCCCAUGGAAGACAACAUUUUAGUAAAGAUCUACUAUAUAGAUUAUUAAGAAUUAAGUAGAAAAAUAUGUAAAUACUGUAUAAUAUUGUGUUUAUGUUAGAUUAAUAAUUUUCAAAGAGAACUAAUGCCCGAUGCUUACUGGUGCGGCGGUCCGGCGGUAUACAAAUGGAUCCUUUAGCAUACUUUCCCGCAGACUCAUCGGUAGCAAUUUCUAUUCAACAGUGACUGGAGUAUAUACGUGACAUCCCUUAAUGUACCAGGGUAUUUUACAACCACAUUCAUAAUCAUUAUAGUUUUAACUAAAAUAUUAUAUAAUGGACUACCUUAAUUACUAAUCAUCAUAAGCCGUCAUACCCUAAACAUCUCACCAAUGGGUGCAGGUCGUAAAGAUCCAACAAGUUCAUUAAAAUCAUAUUAAGAUUUAUAUUUUUUACAUUUAAUUAUAUCAAUAUAAUUUUUUCAAUAUUUUUGGCCGAGUUGAUGAUACGGGCGGAGUGACAGCUAUUAUUUUUAGUCAUUAAAGCGUGAGAGGCGUAUAGGAACAGGCAAAAAGAUUUGAAAACUACAAUUAUGACAGUAAUUACCUGUUACUUUGACCUCUGUUUAAUCGUUUGAUUCUAGUAAUGUUAAUGUCAAGUUAAACAUGUAAAUUGUGGAUAGAUAGAACCAGAAAAUAUAUCCCAUAUCCCUUAUAAUGCCCAAAAACCUUGUAAGGGAUUGGAUGAUGCAACAUAGAAUGUCUAAUAGUCACCUAUAAUUGUACCUUCGUACGCGCCGAUUAACGGUGGGAUCUAAUAAAUGCUAUCUUCGUGUAUGUCCUACUAUUGGUAAUAAUAAAUGAAUAGAAAUAACUCAUCUGGGAACACAAGAAAGAAACUAUUCUGAUUAGACCGUUUUCCCUAUGGAUCCGGCAGUAGCGGUUAAAAUCGUUUAUAGGUAUCAGCAGCCAAGCUACAAUAAGUACGCACAUAUUUUUUUAAUUUAAUAAAGAAUUUACAAAACGGUUCAAAGAUAAUUUUAAGCUCUGAGUAAAACCAGAAUUAAGUCUGAUUCUAUAAUAUUAUAUUCCCCAAAUCGUGUAACUGUUGCUACCAACCUUAAAAAAACUAACACCGGAUAUUGAGAAGGGGAAGAGGGUUUGUUGCUUUGCUUUUAAGUAGGUGUACCAAACAAGUUAAGCCGGACCAUUCUGUGGCCGAAGCUGUGCAGUAAAGUGCGUUACUACUUACAAUUAACAUACGUAAGUUUGCAGCUGUGAAGUUUUUAUAAGUUGUAAACACUUCUUAAUUGAUUUUUCAUCAUUUUAUCUCAAUGGAAAAUCGGUAUAAGAAGGCAGUCCCGCACAUUAUAACUGCUAUCUAAUCUGUCUCUUAUCCCCAUUGUAUAAAGUAGAUAAGUCUUCCGCAUAUAUGUGCCGCGUAAAACCAAAGAUGUUGAUCUCAAAGAGCAUUUUGAUCUACUUUUAGAUGUAAGUAACUUAUUUGUACUAUCAGCGGUACCAAGAUCUGACGAGUGGCUUUUGCGCCUGCCGAAUCUCUUAUGCCAAAGAAUGACGAUGCCAUGCAUAAUCGCUGGCAUUGUGUAGCGAAAUCGGACACGGUAUUAAAUACCAAAUAUCGCUUUACUAAUGCUUGUUGCAUUCAUAGCGGCGUAAAAAAGAUACGAAAUAUAUCUUCUGACCAAAUAAUUAGGGUGAAAAUAAAAAUGUUCACACACCGAGUAUUUUUAAAGAGAUUUAGCAAGCACAACGGCUAUAUAUGAAUUGAUGUAUCUCAGUGUUACCAAAGCCAAAAUAAUGUAAGUGUAAUUAGUAUAUCAGGUGUUGCCAGGUGAAAUAAAAGAUUAGUAUUUGUGUA